Molecule: messenger RNA, 2784 nt
Organism: Xenopus laevis (African clawed frog)
Lineage: Eukaryota; Metazoa; Chordata; Amphibia; Anura; Pipidae
Gene: bcl3.L
Product: BCL3, transcription coactivator L homeolog
Exons: 8
Coding region: 938-2275 (445 amino acids)
Source: RefSeq, a predicted model, not a curated record
GUGUUAUCUUAGAGAGGGGAAGUCCCUGCAUGAGAACUGCUUCCUACAAACUGACAGUCGGAGUGUGACUGCUGGCUAGAGACAGGGGGGACACCGGGGGAGUGAGAAGGGACGGGAAAGCCUGAGACCAGUGUGGGAAAAAAGAAGAGGAGGGGGGUUGUGAGUGCAAAAGACAAAGUGCAAUGUGCAAGGAAAGUAACGGCAGAGUUAACUGCUAGCAAAGAGAGGGGGAGUUUCAGGGCUGCAGAAGUUAAAGAGGAUCUCUAGUUAAGGGAAGGCUCAAAUAAGGGUUAGAGAGAGAGAAGUGGAGUCUCAUGCACUGGGGCUGGAGAAAGAAAGAGAUUUGAUUGGAAAUAGGGUGGCAGGGGUGAGACACUCAAAAGAGAAAAGAAUCUUGGGCAGAACCAAGGAGAUGGAGAAUAUGUGAUUCCUAAUGAGGGUGACAGACUGAAGCUGCAGGUGUCAGAGAGGCACAGGUAUAAGUUCAUUACGACAGGCACAGAAAUCAGUUGAGUGAAACAGGUACAUGGGCACGUAAUAUCCCUGCAGAACUACACGCACCCACAGACAGGUGUAUGAAACUGCACAUUUAAAUACAGUUAAAAAUGUUUUCGAAAAGGGACAUACAGUUUGCAAUAGAUCCAUAAGGACAGACAGACAGACAAGAAGAGAGGUGUAGUUGGAGAGAUACAAGCAUGGAUGCAGGGACAUAGGCAGAGACUUACACAGGUAGGUAGAAGUAAUCCUGCAGUGGGCUUGGCAAAAGGGUGGAAAGCAGUAGAGCAAAGGAGAGGGAGGAGGAGUGAACAGAUGCAAGAGGAGGGCAACUAAGGGCAAGUACAGGAAGGACAGAAACAGAACAACUUGCCCUCUGCUUUCUGACCAUUAAAGCUGCUGCUGCUGCUGCAUGGAGUGUCGAGGACACCCAGUCUAACCAAUGGGCACCCCUAGAAGCCUGUGUGGUGGGGGCAUGGAGGCAUCUCCUUUGGAUCUUAGCAUCCGCAGAAAAAUGGAUUUGGCCAGUGUGGAUUCUGCGCACAGCCCCCCAGGACUUCACUCAUGGACAGUAGAAGCUGGAACGCUCAGCCUGAAAGCAGUGAAGCUGGAAAAAGUACAACAACCAUCAGCAGAGGGCUCCAGAGAGUCAUUGGAGGGACUAGGAGCAAGCAAAGACCAAGCCAGUCUCCCCAUCCGAAAGCGAAGGUACCAUCCACCUCUGGAGCAUGAGGAGCACUUUGUAAAACUGACAGAUAGGAGCUUAGAGUGGCCAAAGAGGUACCAAACCCCGUGCAUGACCUUUGCAUUGCCAGGCUAUUAUCAAGGUGCUUCAUAUUUACCCUCAUCGUUACCCCUUUACGCUGCCCCUGCCCCUCCAUUACUCAACUCGCCCCUUCUAGGAAUUGUUCCUACCCAGCACCCAAAGUUGCUCCAUGCAGACACACAGCUCCAGGCUGACAUUGCUGCCGCCACAUGGCCGGAUGAGGAUGGAGACACAGCUCUGCACAUUGCUGUGGUUCAUGGAAACAUUUUGGCUGCUCAGAGGGUGAUUGCUCUCCUCCUCCAUGGAGCAAGACAUCUAGAUAUGCUUAAUAAUCUCAGGCAGACCCCGCUUCACCUUGCGGUAAUCACAGAUCAGCCGGCCAUGGUCUCGCUCCUCUUGGAACAUGAAGCUACACCCCAGAUUCCAGACCGCAAUGGGCAGACCUGCGUUCACCUAGCCUGUGAAUAUGAGAGCAUGAGGUGCCUGGAGAUUCUAUUGAGAAGGAGAAAAUGGGACCUGGAAGCAACAAAUUACCAGGGUAUGACAGCGCUGCAUGUGGCCAUCAGUACAGGACACGAGGACCUGGCUCUCUGUUUACUGGAUAAUGGAGCAAACGUGGAUACUGUGGACAUAAAGAGCGGCCGCAGUUCCUUGAUCCAAGCAGUGGAAGGUGGUUCUAUGGAACUGGUUUCUCUUCUAUUACAGCGGGGCGCCCAAGUCAAUGCGCAAACCUAUGCCGGUAACACAGCGUUGCACGUGGCCAGUGGGCGGGGCCUGGUGGAGAUCACGAGGUUGCUGCUGCGGAGCGGAGCUGAUGGAACCAUAAAGAACUGUCACAAUGAUACCGCCGUGACCGUAGCAAAGGAUAGAAGGAUUUCAGAUAUCGUGCGGGGCAAAUCUUCCUCCCCUCGGGAUACGAACGAGAGAUUCAGGGGAGAAUUCAAAAACAGUGCUGCUUCCUCAUCUCCACAAAGAGCGACACCGGGAUAUAACCCUGCCAGCUCCCCGACAUGAGGAAGCCUUUCACUCCCCUUUAUAUAUGAAAGACAUUCAAAACCUGGAAAUGACUUGAUAUAUCCUGAGGGACCUCCUCCCAUGCCAAGUACAAGAGGCUCCUUCACUGUGGAGAGUUAUGAGGGUUCAACAGCAACAUGUUAUCUGGUCUUUCAUAAUGACAAAGACAAUGUAUGGGUUGUUGAACUGGGAAUCACAGAAAGACUAGUAAAGGUUAUAAACACCAGGCACCGCCCACAAGGAACCCUGCCUUGAAUGCCAUUGCCGAAACGGAAUAAUUCUUAUUUUAGGGCUUUAGAGCCCAAUUCAGCACUAAGAACGGCUCCUAAGACCUGCAUGUGAACCCCAAGGAUUUUGUGGUGACCCUUGAAUUUUAUUUGUGGUAUGGGCUUUGUGCCAGUGAUUCUACACCUUUAUAAUAUACAGGUAUAGGACCUGUUAUCCGGAUAACAGAUCUUUCCAUAAUUUGGAACAUUUAAACAUUUAGUAAACCCAACAGGCUGGUUUUG